Annulohypoxylon maeteangense is the source of this 1872-nucleotide messenger RNA. RefSeq names its product hydrolase. The coding region runs from base 418 to 1689 and encodes 423 amino acids. The record is from RefSeq and is a predicted model, not a curated record. Lineage: Eukaryota; Fungi; Ascomycota; Sordariomycetes; Xylariales; Hypoxylaceae. Gene Ontology annotation, molecular function: hydrolase activity, acting on ester bonds. The transcript has a single exon.
CCCAAAAUUCGUAUAUUUAGGAGUAUCCAGUUAGCCAAUUAGCGGCUUACUACUGCAGUCUCCUCAUGUGAGUCAUAACUCCUUCAGCUCCUACUACCUUGUACAUUAUCUGUACAUUGUAGUUCGAUCAGAUUCUAUCAUGAGUACCUAGAUACUGACCCUCACAUAGCCCUGCAAUGCGCAGUAUUCUAUCGAAGGCAGAUUUAGAGGUCUUCAUAACUGACUCCAAAUUUCGACGAGCGUCAUUUCUCAUAAUUGCGUGCUCCGGAGACCAAAAAUCUUGAUCUGUUUCGGCAUCGGUCUCAGCCGUCAGAAUUCGCCGACUAAUAGGGCAACUUUACGCGGACAUAUUCGUGUAGAGGCCCCCUGAAUAUCUUAAACCGAUUGUUAAGUAAUUAUUCAAAUUGAUUGGACGCAAUGUGUCAAUAUCAUUCAGAGAAGCCAGAGCCCUCUGCUUCGAAGGCACCGGUAUCUUAUAGCAAACCAGGGGUUUCCCUCGAACCAUUCCCUUGGGAUGCUGGGGUCUUCGAUGCUCACUGCCACCCUACCGAUACAAUGGCGUCAAUAGCAAGUAUACCACAUAUGAAAGCACGUGCUUUAACUGUGAUGUCUACGAGAUCCCAAGAUCAGGACCUCGUAUCUGAUGUAGCUUCUCGCUACAAGGUUGAAGACGACGAAAUAGCGGUUACACCGCGCUCUUCUGGCGAAACCCGCUUAAUUCCUUGCUUUGGAUGGCAUCCUUGGUUCUCCUACCAGAUCUAUGACGACCUCUCUUCCGAUUUAACAUAUGAUGGAACCUCAUCUGGUAAAAUAUCAUACUAUGAUAAAAUAUUAGUCCCGUCACCUUCGUCAAAAGAUGUGUCUUUCAGCGAAGGACUUCCAGAUCCGCAGCCACUGUCUGAAUUCCUACGUGAAACCAAGUCUCGGUUAGAGAAGCAUCCCAUAUCUCUCGUUGGCGAAGUUGGUUUAGAUAAAGCAUUUCGACUUCCUCAAAGUUGGACUUCGACAAACAAGGCUCAUCACAACGAAGGGCUUACACCUGGAGGCCGGGAGGGUAGGGCCUUAAGCCCUCAUCGAGUACAAAUGGCACACCAGGCCAUGAUCCUCCAAGCUCAACUACGGUUAGCAGGUGAGAUGGGUCGUGCGGUUAGUGUUCACGGAGUCCAGGCGCACGGCGUGCUUUAUGAAACAAUCUCUCAGCUAUGGAAAGGACACGAGAAACCGGUAAUGUCAAGAAGAGAUAAGAGAAGAAUUGCUGAAGGAGCAGAGGACUUCUCUAGCUCAUCUGAAGACGAGAUCGAUGAGGACUAUACCGUUGAGCCCAGCACGAAGAAAGAGAAACCCAAGAAGGGACCGAAGCCUUACCCCCCACGAAUCUGUGUGCAUUCCUUUAGCGGUCCAGCUGAGGUUGUCAAACAGUAUCUUCAUCCCUCUGUACCGGCGAAGAUCUUCUUCUCUUUCUCAAUCGUGAUAAAUUGGGCAACAGGGGGCGGGGACAAGGCCGAGGAGGCGAUCCGAGCUAUACCCGAUGAUCGCAUACUGGUAGAGAGCGACCUGCAUACGGCAGGCGAAGAGAUGGAUCAGUACCUAGAAGAUGUAUGCAGGAAAAUAUGCGAGGUAAAAGGAUGGGAGUUGCGUGAUGGCGUUGAACAGCUGGGUAGGAAUUGGAAGACAUUUAUAUUUGGCUAGUGUCUAGACCCGAAAAGAAAGUUUACUAUGUUUAUCAUUGGGGGAAGAAUAAACGGCAAUUUUGACAACCUUUGUACAUGGGAGGGGACAAUUAACUGCUUGGCUCUUACAUAACCGUCUUACCAUAUUUUUCUGGUCGACUUGAGCAAUAUAUAUAAGUGACUUCAACAUUGAACCGUCAAU